Cooperia oncophora is the source of this 765-nucleotide messenger RNA. The record is from the annotation of a GenBank genome assembly. Lineage: Eukaryota; Metazoa; Nematoda; Chromadorea; Rhabditida; Trichostrongylidae.
AUGACUUUCUCCUCAUUCUUCGGCGACUUUUUCGGAGGUGGUCACCACGAUAACGGAGAAGAAGAAAGGCUUAGGGGAGCUGACGUCGUUUUCGACUUGUUCGUCUCUUUGGAAGAAGUUUAUGUCGGUCACUUCGUGGAAGUGAAACGGAAGAAAGCCGUUUACAAACAAACAUCAGGAACGAGGAAGUGUCGCUGUCGGGCCGAAAUGCGCACGGAACAAAUUGGAAUGGGACGAUUCCAAAUGUACCAAGUUGAGGUAUGUGACGAGUGCCCGAAUGUUGUGCUCACUCAGGAAACGAGAACAUUAGAGAUUGAAGUCGAGGUCGGAGCACAUGACGGCCAUGAACAAGUUUUUGUUGGCGAAGGCGAACCUCACAUUGAAGGGGAACCUGGCGAUUUGAAGAUCAGAAUAAAUGUUGAGAAACACCCCAGAUUUGAACGGAAGGGUGAUGACCUCUACACUAACGUGACGAUCUCACUUCAAGAUGCUCUAAAUGGCUUCAAAAUGGAGAUAGAACAUCUUGAUGGUCAUAAGGUGACUGUGGAACGCGAAAAGGUGACGUGGCCAGGCGCCCGAUUGCGGAAGAAGGACGAAGGGAUGCCCAACCUAACAAACAAUAACCAACGAGGCGUUCUUUAUGUCACAUUUGAUGUUGAAUUCCCUCGUACCGAGUUGUCCGAAGAGCAAAAGCAGCUCGUCAUUGAUCUGUUGAAACAGUCAGAUGUGAAGCCUAAAGUUUAUAAUGGUCUCCAAGGUUAUUAG